Molecule: messenger RNA, 5066 nt
Organism: Tachysurus vachellii
Lineage: Eukaryota; Metazoa; Chordata; Actinopteri; Siluriformes; Bagridae
Gene: prkcea
Product: protein kinase C, epsilon a
Exons: 15
Coding region: 736-2970 (744 amino acids)
Biological process (GO): protein phosphorylation
Molecular function (GO): ATP binding; diacylglycerol-dependent serine/threonine kinase activity
Source: RefSeq, a predicted model, not a curated record
GAGAGAGAGAGAAGGGGGGCGGGGGGUUAAGGAGAGGAAUGCUGCAGGAAAAAUCAGCACAGAUCUGGUGUAUCCACUGAACGGACAGGCGGCUCAAAUGCCGCGUAGGAUUCCUCACGCCCAUAAAACGCGAUCGAGACAAGCGGACUGUGAGCCUGCGAGCUGCUCGGGAAGAAAGAAGAUCCCUGAAUGGACAGCAUGGUUUAAUCUUUUUUCUCUCUCUUGAUGGAAGAGGAGUAGCUGGAAUGCACCGCUGCUUCUGCUGCUGCUGCUGCUGAAGACCUUAACGUUCCAUUCGGGGCCGUUUCCUCUGAGCUCAAGAGCUCCGGCAAUUUAUGUUGGCAUCGUUUGAUUGCUUUAAGCAUAGCCCCGAUUCCAGCUUGUUAUCGCUUUAGAAUACAACUCCAUCGAGAUUCUUGUCAGAGACAAAGAGAAUAAACACAUAGAGGAGAGGGGAUUCGUUUGUUUACGCGCGUUCACAAACGUAAACAAAAGCAGGAGAAUCAAAGUCCUUGCUUUCCCUGCGUGUUCCUUUUGCGCUCUUAGCCCGCAUUCAUUUGAAGAGACUCUGGGUUACUGGACGUCAGGUAAAACGAAAUUUUAAAAUACAAAUCAAAACAGCAUCCAUUAAAACUCAUCCUUAUUAAUGACGUGAUGGUAACUAAAUGCAAAACAUUCCCUCUGGAUUAAAGUUUCACACUGUAAAGGUAAGCAGUUGCCUGUUCUCGCAUCAUCAUGGUUGUUUUCAACGGCUUGCUGAAGAUAAAAGUCUGCAAAGCUCUGGACCUGAAGCCCACACCAUGGUCAUUGCGCCACGCAGUGGGCCCCAAGACCCAGACCUUCUUGCUGGACACAUACAUUGCCCUCAAUGUGGAUGAUUCACGUGUAGGCCAGACCUCCACCCGGCAGAAGACCAACAGCCCGGCAUGGAACGAUGAGUUUGUCACAGAAGUUUAUGAUGGAAAGAAGAUCGAACUCUCAGUUUUCCAUGACUCCCCAAUCGGCUAUGAUGACUUUGUGGCCAACUGCACCAUCCAGUUUGAAGAUUUGCUGCAGAAUGGAAGUAGACACUUCGAAGACUGGAUUGACCUGGAGCCUGAGGGCAAAGUCUAUGUCAUCAUCGAAUUGUCAGGAUCCUCCAGUGAAGCUGCUACAUCUGGGGAAAAUGAAGAGCGAGUGUUCCGUGAGCGCAUGCGACCCCGUAAACGUCAGGGGGCAGUGCGCAGACGUGUCCAUCAAGUGAACGGACACAAAUUUAUGGCCACUUACCUGAGACAGCCCACCUACUGCUCCCACUGUCGUGACUUCAUCUGGGGUGUAUUAGGAAAACAGGGAUACCAGUGUCAAGUGUGUACCUGUGUAGUCCAUAAAAGAUGCCACGAGCUCAUCAUCACAAAGUGUCCUGGGCUAAAGAAGCAGGAUGACACUCCAGAGGAGGUUGGCUCUCAGCGCUUCAGUGUAAACAUGCCUCACAAGUUCAGUAUUCACAAUUAUAAAGUACCGACCUUCUGCGAUCACUGUGGCUCUUUACUCUGGGGGCUGAUGCGGCAAGGGCUGCAGUGCAAAGUUUGUAAAAUGAAUGUUCACCGGCGUUGUGAGACUAAUGUAGCUCCUAACUGUGGGGUGGAUGCGAGAGGGAUCGCAAAGGUUUUGUCCGAUCUUGGAGUGACACCAGACAAGAUCUCUAACAGCACCCAGCGCAGGAAAAAGUUGACUCCAGGGCAGGAUGCCCAGCCAUCCACCUCAGAGCCAACCUCCUCAGAAGAACUGGAUCGCUGCAAAUCAGCUCCGACAUCACCUUGUGAACAGGAACUGGCAGAGCUAGAAAGCAUCCGUAAGGCUUUGUCAUUCGGUCAAGAGCACAAGUCUUCCUCGUCCUCUUCUUCCAUGGCCACUGUGCUCCAGGGCACAGAGAAUGAGGGCCAUGAGAAUGGAGAUGUGAAGAGUGUUCAGUCGAAGAGGAUGAGCCUUGAUCACUUUUCCUUUAUCAAAGUGCUGGGCAAAGGCAGCUUUGGGAAGGUGAUGUUAGCUGAACUGAGAGGCACAGAUGAGGUGUAUGCUGUGAAGGUGUUGAAGAAAGAUGUCAUCCUGCAGGACGACGAUGUCGACUGCACCCUGACUGAGAAACGCAUCCUCGCACUGGCCAGAAAACACCCCUACCUGACCCAGCUUUUCUGCUGCUUCCAGACUAAGGAUCGGCUAUUCUUUGUAAUGGAAUAUGUGAACGGAGGAGACCUGAUGUUCCAAAUCCAGCGCUCAAGGAAGUUUGAUGAGGCCCGUUCACGUUUUUAUGCUGCUGAAGUCACGUCUGCCCUCAUGUUCCUGCAUCAAAAUGGAGUAAUCUAUAGAGACCUGAAGCUUGAUAACAUUCUCCUGGAUGCCGAAGGUCACUGCAAGCUGGCGGACUUUGGCAUGUGUAAAGAGGGAAUCCUAAAUGGUGUCACCACCACCACCUUUUGUGGCACUCCAGACUACAUUGCCCCUGAGAUUCUUCAGGAAUUAGAGUAUGGCCCAUCAGUUGACUGGUGGGCUCUGGGUGUGCUGAUGUAUGAGAUGAUGGCAGGUCAACCACCGUUUGAGGCUGAUAAUGAGGAUGAUUUGUUUGAGUCUAUUCUCCAUGAUGAUGUACUCUACCCGGUUUGGCUCAGCAAAGAGGCAGUCAGCAUCCUCAAAGCAUUUAUGACGAAGAGCCCGAAUAAGAGGCUGGGCUGUGUGUUGUCUCAGGGACUGGAGGAGGCCAUUAAAGUUCAUCCCUUUUUCCGGGAGAUAGACUGGGUCUUGCUGGAGCAGAGGAAGAUCAAACCUCCAUUUAAACCACGCAUCAAAACAAAGCGGGACGUAAACAACUUUGACCAGGAUUUCACACGUGAGGAUCCCACCCUUACCCCUGUGGAUGAUGCCAUUAUAAAGCAGAUCAACCAAGAGGAGUUCAAGGGCUUCUCCUAUUUUGGAGAAGAGGCAUUAUCUUAAAUGUCAGCCUCUCAGCACCUGUUCAGACACACAUACAUCUACAUUCUCUCACACACUCGCACACACACACAUACACACACAUGCAUAAAGACACAUAAACACACACAAGUGGUGAUAAAUGUGGACAGAAAUGCUGAUAUCGGGGUCGAGGCAAAAGGUCCGGGUGUGCGUCUGAAGCUACUACUGCUUUUGUUCUUCUCCACCUCCAAUUGCUUCCUCUUGCCUUCUUUCACCUCAGCUCUCUUUUUUUUCCAGCCUCAACAAUGCUCUGUUAAUUUAAAGCUACUUCCCAAACUGCUCAAAGUGUCUGCUUUUGUGGAGGAGGGGCAGGAUUGCACUAUGUUUGAACCAAAUUUGAUUAUACCAAUGAUCGUAGUAACCUUAGCAAUCAGAUCUCUGAUAGAAAAAAAUGAGAAAUAGAAGAAUAUUAUCUUGCAUUAAUGACAAUGAAACGUAUUGUGCUGUGCAGUCUAAUUCCUUUGUGUGUAUUCAGGUGAACAUUUUGGGAGCAAUUUUAUUUAUAAUAACGCUACUAUACAGUAUAUUUCUUGAUAGUGUUAUGAAGGCCUGUUGUAUGUUGGUUGUGCUGAUCCGAAGUAUUGACUCGGUCCGUGCUCGUGUGCAUGUGUUUGCAUGAGUGAGUGCACAUGCCAUCUUUAAAUCUUUUUAUUUUGGUCGUGUUUUAUUUAAUUUUUUUGUUUUGGAUGUUUUUUCCUCGCACACAUUCAUUUUCUUUUUCUGGCUGCUAUGUGUGUUUAGUGACUUGCCACUAUGCAACAGCAGACAUAGAGGCCAGUGCCCGUAGCUGUCUUGCCCUUUGUACGGAGCGUAAUGUACAUAAUAUCUGCUCCAAAGCCUGUGAACGCUUCAAAUAGUGUAGUCAACUGUUGCAUGGUCUGGCAAACGAAGCUAUUAUUUGAGUUGUACUAUGUACUAAGUGUAUGGAGAGGAAAUACAAGUUUCUGAUAUUCAUGUGCAAUACACUGAACAUAUUUUUCUGUUAUUAUUGUUGUUUUGCUCUUGUUUGCUUUGUUCCUCUUGUGAUGUCUCUUUCAUGUCCAUCAGCCUUGCUGAUAUUAAAUGGAGAUGAGGGUUCGAUGGGUCAGAAGAACACCAGGAUGUUGACUUAAUGACGAGGGUCUCUCUCUCUCUCUCUCGUUCUCUCUCUAUCUCAUUUUCUCUCUCAUGUAUAUAGAGCAUAAACUGUGGAAUGUAGCUUAAAAAAGUGUGCUUGCUCAUAAUUUAUUUUCUAUCGUACACAUAGUGACCCUCUUGUGUCAGUAAGCAGGUCAUUUCCUGCUUAUGCAUGUUUCAGAUAACUAAGCCUUGUUAUUACACAGCUCCAUGAUUCUUACACAAGGCUUUCCCUGUCCAUCUUAUACAUUUAAUAGUGAAGUUUGUUAUUUAUAAAAUGUGAACAAACAUGAUGGAGAGGUCAAUAAGAGAAACAGGGUACAUUUCAGGCGCACUAAUUAAACCUUACUGGAAUGUGAGAACUUUGCUUGAACAACUCAGUGGCAAUUUGACAAAUCUUUAGAGUUUUGUUUUCGAGUCGUUCUUUUUGACCGUUCAUCACUUCUAUGUUAUAUUUCCCUUGGUUGUAAGUGUAUAUUAUUUGAUUAUUAUUAUUCUUUGUUAUUUAAAUGUUUGUAGCUCCUUUCCGUCACAUGCCAAACAUUUCUUUUUCUCUGCUUUUUUCUUUCCACAUUCUUUUUUACUGUAAAUGAAUGAAUUUCGAUAUUUAGAAAUCCACAAUGGUCUGUCUUCUAAGUAAAUGAAAAGAAAUAGAUAAAAUAUUACCUCUGAAAUUAAGUAAAAUGUUUGUCUGGCUGAAUAUUAAAUAUUUGUGCAUACAGUAUUACAAUACAUAAGCAUUUCAUAAUGUAUGAUAGUGCUGUAUGUAUUAUAUACAUAUUGUAUUAGAUUUUAGUUUGUUUGGUGAAGCUUUGUGUGAACUGAGAUCUCUCUCUCUCUCUCUCUCUCUUUCUUUUAGUGUAAACAUUUUAUUAUGUGCCAAACGUACUGUAAUCUAAAGGAUGUGAAUGUGUUUGGUUUUUCUUUUUGAUCCUAUUAAAUACUAUGAUGUCAAAACCUGA